Nomia melanderi (Alkali bee) is the source of this 2214-nucleotide messenger RNA. RefSeq names its product Actin-related protein 2/3 complex, subunit 4 (gene Arpc4). Gene Ontology annotation, cellular component: Arp2/3 protein complex; actin cytoskeleton. Gene Ontology annotation, molecular function: actin filament binding. The record is from RefSeq and is a predicted model, not a curated record. Gene Ontology annotation, biological process: Arp2/3 complex-mediated actin nucleation; actin filament polymerization. Lineage: Eukaryota; Metazoa; Arthropoda; Insecta; Hymenoptera; Halictidae.
GGACAGUAGCCUUAGUUUGCCAGAGUGGGGCGGACAACUAUUUUGAUCGUCGGUGUAUGCGAAGCACCGCGAUAAUUUUCGGACAGGAUGCGUUCUGAAUUUGUGCAAAUUCGCUGACGACCGCCCGUUAUCUCUGUGGAAGUCUUUUCUACGAAACAGGAACAAGAAAAGUUAGUUUUGGUUAUCAGUGAACUUCGGAACACGCCCCACGCCGUUGAAAUUAAACCGGCCGAACUCAACCCCCCCUGAUAUGCAUGAAACGUAAUGUGUCACCUUUCACGUGUUUCCGUGGAUCUUUUCUAAAAGGGGCAAACUGUUGGAAGGAGUAGAACAUUGUUGAAUUUUGAUCACGACAUUUCAUAGCUAACUCGCAAAAUGUCUGCGACUUUGAAACCUUACUUGACAGCAGUAAGGAGGACACUUACUGCUGCCAUGUGUUUAGAGAAUUUCUCUUCCCAAAUUGUCGAAAAGCACAAUAAGCCAGAGGUUGAAGUGAGAGCUAGUAAGGAGCUUCUUUUGACUCCGAUAUUGAUCAGUAGAAAUGACAAGGAAAAGGUGCUGAUAGAAACCAGUAUAAAUAGUAUGAGAAUAAGUAUCGCAGUGAAACAAGCGGACGAUUUGGAAAAAAUUCUGUGUCAUAAUUUUACAAGAUUCAUGACAAUGAGAGCGGAAGAUUUUGUCAUUCUCAGGAGGAAGCCUGUAGAGGGUUAUGAUAUUAGUUUUUUAAUCACAAAUAUCCAUGUAGAACAAAUGUACAAACACAAAAUUGUAGACUUUGUUAUCCAUUUCAUGGAAGAAAUUGACAGAGAGAUCAGCGAAAUGAAAUUAUCUAUGAAUGCAAGAGCUCGCAUUUGCGCAGAAGAAUUUCUAAAAAGGUUUUAAUUCCUGGGACACAGUGUGUUACCAACAUAGCAAUAAUUGGAAACGUCAGGUCGCUAAAAGUAACAGUGCCCAUAAGCUGGUUAAUGCAGUUAGUACUAAUUUAAGGAUAACUUCCUGUACCCUGAACAACCCUCCACUAAAAAUGCCAAUUCCUGUUAUUCUCCAGUUACAAAAUCCACUAAAUAAAGUUUUCGAUUAAUUGGUGUUAUCUCCAGCUGUGUAAUGAGUAACAAGUCUGAGGUUUAUGUAAGUACAAUACGGUAUUAAUUCACUGCGUCGUUGUAAACUGUAAUAAAAGUAGGGGAGUGUAUCUCGUUUUCUCAAAGAAGUUGGAUAGAGUGGUGAACCGACAUCCGUUCAGAAAGCAUUUAAAAUUAAUUUUAUCGUUCGAAAGUUUGGGAUAUAAAAUUGUAAGAACGACUUUAUAAACUUUACACACUGCAAGGGUAGUCUGAUAGGACGAGGUCAGAUCUUUUUCGAGUCUAAACUUUUCCAUCUUGUAAUCGUGGUAUGCAUGAUCAAUCCAUAGUGUACAUUUUUAUGACAACGUACUAAGGAUCAAGAUGUUUUUCAACUGUAAAUACGGAAUGGCAUAUAAUCUUCACACAGAAUCCUUUUCUUAACAAAAACACUUUCGGUGAUGAAUUAAUAACGUAUAAUUUGAUAUUGAGUACUUUCGCGAGUAAAUCUAGCACAAAGAGAACGAACGCAAGAAUAUGGUGCAAAGUCGGGAAGGCUUGAAUUUCCGAACAUCGGGAAGUUUUUAACGGACAUUCCUAAUUGUGGAGCCGUCGUCUAUGUAUCAGUGCAUCGUUAACACUAGUAACUGUAAACACAACUAACGUCCACCGACACUGGGUAUUGUAAUAUGUUCGACAACUGCCAAAACACUAUUUAGCAUAGCGAAUCGAUCAAGGGACUGUAAUUACAAUGUUCUUAAACGGUACGAGUAGUUCUUAAGGUGUCUAUACUAUAAGUACCAUGAGAGCCGUACCCUCAUCACGGUGUAUUUAUAACGAACAGAGUGGUGUACUUUUGGAUUUUCAGUAAUUUCCAACUGAAGUUCAACGCUCGAACACUGUGGAACGCGCGUUUCAAUUUUUGCUGGAUGGUGUUCGAUUGUCCCUCUUCCCCCAUUUUAAUGCUAUUCGAGCUGGCGCUUACUCGAGAAAUGGUUUAGCAAUGAUCACGUGCUUCUCAGAGUAACAGACAAGACGGUGGUGUGUACGUAAUGCGUGCAAUUCCUUUUGCAUUUACAAAGUUCUAUUUAUCUUACGAAUCAUUGUAACCAUAUGAUUUAAUACUAAUGUAAAUACAAAUAAACGAGAAGAA